GAAUUGUCUUUUCAAGACGCCCAUGUCAUGGCGGAGUGGGGUUCAAGAGCUUCUUGCGUUUUCAAGAAGGCAUCCGUAUCGACCAAGAGGGCUGAGCAUCUCUGCUCAGUUGAAGAGGGGGCUGAAGAUGAAGAGGGCCAACGCCGCUUGUCAGUGGAUUCGCUCCGCUCAGAAGAGAACCCAAGGGCUCCUGAUGGUGCAAGCCACAACGAUCUGGCGAUGUUCCAAAACAUUUUGCCUGCAAUGCCUGCAGACACAAUGCUCAUGGAGCCCCCGACCGUGCUGACACCGCUGAAGCCCCGCCGCAAGAGCAUGGAAGAGACGAUCGGAGAUAUUGCCUAUCAGGAGAUUCUGAACAAGAUGGGACAUCGGGCCAGUGUAGCAAUCUCCAGGACGUGAUUUAGGAUCUUGUGGCCUGCACCGGAACUGUCGUGGAGAGCUUCCUACAUAUCCAGUUUUCAUGCGCAGGAACGCAUGAGUAGCAAGAUGAUGAUAUGUACAGGCACACAUGCACAGGCAAGGAUGCUGACACACCAGCUUCUUUCUUCCAACGUGAAUUCAAAUCAAUGAGGAAGGCCAAUUGAGAGAACG
Molecule: messenger RNA, 591 nt
Organism: Durusdinium trenchii
Lineage: Eukaryota; Dinophyceae; Suessiales; Symbiodiniaceae
Source: the annotation of a GenBank genome assembly